Molecule: messenger RNA, 1262 nt
Organism: Lytechinus variegatus (green sea urchin)
Lineage: Eukaryota; Metazoa; Echinodermata; Echinoidea; Temnopleuroida; Toxopneustidae
Gene: mrps17
Product: 28S ribosomal protein S17, mitochondrial-like
Exons: 2
Coding region: 77-523 (148 amino acids)
Biological process (GO): mitochondrial translation
Cellular component (GO): ribosome; mitochondrial small ribosomal subunit
Molecular function (GO): structural constituent of ribosome
Source: RefSeq, a predicted model, not a curated record
AACUGAAGACAGUCGGACCCCGACGACCGACCCCGCAUCUGAUUGAGAAGAAUUUCAUUUAUUUUAAGAGAAUAAAAUGUCUGGUGCAGCUCGAAAAAUACUUAUAGGACAGGUUAUAGGAACCAAGAUGACACGGACUGCAAAAGUUCGGGUUAAUAAGUUACAACUGGAUCCAUUUGUUACUCAGUAUUUCCCUAAGCGGUCCACCGUGUUUGCACAUGACCCCGAGGAAGCAGCGAAACUUGGAGACAUUGUCCUUGUGAAGGAACUACCAAUUAAAAAGUCCACCCACGUCAAGUACCAGAUGGAGCGAAUCAUCUACAGCCUUGGAAAUGUGACUGAUCCAAUCACUGGCAAGAAAUGCGACUGCUACUCAUAUUGGGAUGAGGGGGAGGGCUCCGAUGGUGCUCCGGUGUCUGAUCAUAGUACAGAUAGUGUGGACAAGGAAGUGGAUGUCACAGGAAACAUUUCAAGGACGAUGGGAGAUGGAAAAGAUCUUAAAGUUGAUGGCACGCCUGUAUGAAUCCUCAGUUUUACAAGUUAAGCAUUAAAGACAUGUUUAUGCCCUGCCUGUCAGAAGGGGUUUGUGUAUCAAUGGGAAUCAGCAUACCGUUGGAUGGUUGGUAGCAAACCUAUCAGAUCAAACCUACGUUAUUUCCUCAGUUUUCAACCAAUGCUCACAAGUGAUAGCACACACACCAAUGUCUUGAAGCUUCGGCCAGACAAAAAAAUUGACGAGGAAGAACCGUCCAGUGAGGAGGAAGUGGAAAUUCUGUAAUAGCAUCCUAGAAUGCACUGCAGAUAAUUCUUCAACCUUUUGAGAAAAUGAUUGUAAUCAGCCGAAGAAGAUUUGAAAUGGCUAGCUUGUCUUUCUCGGUGAAUGGGAAUGUUUUGCAUCAAUCUUUGAUCUGUUUGAUCCUCGGCAAUAUAUUAGUUGUAUGUAGAUAACGAUAAUCAGUACAUAUAAGUUCACUGUUUUCUGUUUAGUAUUUUAUGAGGCCCUUCGGCUCUGAGUAGACGAUUCUGUUCAAAGUUGCUGUCACACCUUGGCUUUAUUCACAGUGUGAAAGAAAGUUUAGUAUACAUAUAUUAAAGUCACUGGAAAUCAUGGUUCGAAAUUGAUGUCCGUCUCCCAGAAGUAUUUGUAUACUAGUCUGAACUUGAAAACCAAUCUAGCUUGGUAGCAAAACUAGAAAUGAACUUGAGUUGGAUUUGUGAUGGUGAUGCAUGUGAUGUGAAAAUGAAUUUUUGUUGGACAUUCU